Molecule: messenger RNA, 6336 nt
Organism: Silurus meridionalis
Lineage: Eukaryota; Metazoa; Chordata; Actinopteri; Siluriformes; Siluridae
Product: zinc finger protein 271-like
Exons: 7
Coding region: 1159-4107 (982 amino acids)
Biological process (GO): regulation of DNA-templated transcription
Molecular function (GO): DNA-binding transcription factor activity, RNA polymerase II-specific; RNA polymerase II cis-regulatory region sequence-specific DNA binding
Source: RefSeq, a predicted model, not a curated record
CACUUCUAAAGUGUUAAACUGUGCAGACGUCCGUGUCCACAGCGACGUACAAAAGUGCUUUGAGUCUCUAUUAAUGAAUAAAUCCACACUGGUACACUGGAUUACACACUGAAGAUAAAUCAGUCUACAACUCUGUUGAGAGGUUAAGUGUUUCAGGAAAAGGAAGGUCUUCAACUGCAUCACAUCUUCUCUCCUGUUCUCCAGAAUACACACAAUCUUCUGGUAAAGACAAAAACAUCCCAUUUGGAUUCCACAAUACUUUCUUCCACUCAUUCACUGUCCAAACGCUGUUUUAUCUCUUAAUUAAACCCACAGAGGACUCAGUGUUUCUACACUGGGGCCUGAAUUUGUGGGAUUAUGGGAAGCUUCAUAAUCUUUACAGGAAGAUAGUCUGAUGGUGAGAUGGUGAUUAUCCCAUCAGGGAUUGAGCCAGUCUGCAGUGUUUAUUCUACACUUUACACAUUCUCUUUCAUUAAUAUGUGCGAUGUUCAAAAUCUAUUUUCACGUGCCUUUUGUUUAUUUAUUUGUGUGUGUGUGUGUGUGUGUGUGUGUGUGUGUGUGUUUGUCUCCCUCCCUCCCGGGUGAUGAGUGUAAUAUUCAAAUCGUCCAGUAGGUGUCGCUUUAAACGUCCAGGUCGCGUUGUGUUACAGGAAUAGAAGAAGGCGUGCGGCAGUGUUGCUGAUUGAUGAUCUGAUCUCGGACUCUACUAAUCAUCUUUCCAUUCCAAUAUUUCUGACAGGGUUUUACCUCCACACUUCCAUCUGAUCCGCUGGAGCUGAAUUUGAGGAGCUUCACUGCGUUCUGCUGGAAACAUCAAGGAACAUAACAUUAUCUCUUCACUUGAACUUGGAGACCCAAACCUGUUCCAGUAUGCUCCUGUGCACUAAGCCAGCUCCAUGAAGUGUUGGAAAAGUGUGUGAGGUGGUAGAACUCAGCAUGUGGUGAUGAAGUCCACGGGUUCCAGACUGUAAACAGAAAGGAAGUUUAGCAAGUAAUAAAAGUAAUUGUAUAUCACUAAUGAUCUCAGUGUGUUCAGUUCACGUGUAACAUAUUUGAAUAUAUUUGAAUGUAUUGUGUUGCACUGGAGGCCAAAUGACGAAUACCUUCAGUGUUGUCCAAAUACUUAUGGACUCCGAUGUGUGCGAAAUUAAUGAAUAAAUGUUUUGUUUCCUUCUUCCUGCCUCUUCCCGAUGCUGUUAUGCGUUCUCCUGUCUUCUCCUGAUCUCCUCCAUUCUACACCUCCUGGAUUUCUCCACAAGAACAUCCAGAUCUCCAGCCGGGAUGAAAUCGGGCGAAAUGAAGCGCGAGAACCCGGAGUCCUCACUCAGCCCCGGUUCUCCUCAGAGCUCAUCUUUACUCCUGAACACGUCUCGGUGUCGCAGACGAGCGAAGAAAGAAGGACAUCAGUGUUCGGAGUGCGGUAAGAGCUUCACCCAUUCGAGCACCCUGAGAGAGCACCAGCGCAUGCACACGGGGGAGAAGCCGUACACGUGUUCACACUGCGCCAAGAGCUUCAGUCAAAGGAGCACGCUCAUAAAACAUCACCGGAUCCACACGGGAGAGAAACCGUACCGGUGCUCGCAGUGCGGGACGAGCUUCAGCCAGAAGAGCCACGUGAAGAAACACCAGCGCAUCCACAGCGGAGAGAAGCUGUAUCGCUGCUCGCUGUGCGGGAAGAGCUUCAUCGAGAGCGGCAAUCUCAUGAAGCACCGGCGCGUCCACACCGGGGAGAAACCGUACCAGUGCUCGCAGUGCGGCAAGAACUUCACCAGGUUGAGCAAUCUGCAGCGGCACCAGCGCAUCCACAAGGGCGAGAAGCCGUAUCCGUGCUCGCAGUGUGGGAAGAGCUUCAUCGAGAAGAGCAAGCUGAUGAAGCACCAGCGCAUCCACACCGGAGAGAAGCCGCAUCAGUGUUUAAACUGCGGCAGGAGCUUUACAGAAAGGAGGACGCUCCAGCAGCACCUUCUCAUCCACACUGGAGAUAAACCGCACUGCUGCUCGGAGUGCGGGAAGAGUUUCAGAGAAAAGGCGGCUCUCCGAGUGCACCAGCACAUCCACACGGGGCAGAAACCAUAUUACUGCCCUCAGUGUGGCAAAGGCUUCACCACACACAGGAGCUUCCAGCAGCACCAGCGCAUCCACACCGGGGAGAAGCCGUACCAGUGCUCCCAGUGCGCCAAGAGCUUCAGUAACCAGAGCAACCUGCGGGAACACCAGCGCACCCACAGCGGGGAGAAGCGCUACCAGUGCCCACAGUGUGGGAAGAGCUUCAUCAGACGCAGCAAUUUACAGAGACACAAACACCUUCCUGCCCCCGCGCUCGAGAAGAUCCUGCACCUCUCUCCGUGUGAAGGUCUACAGAUCAACUACUUGGAGAAGAAGCACGUAUGGCCCGGGAAGGCGGGUGUCCCGAUACUUUUGGUCCGGCAGUGUGGAUUGAAGAAUUUCUCCAGCCACAGUAGUCUUCAGAGACACGGGCACAUUCACUCAGGAGAGAAGCCGUAUCGGUGUCCGUACUGUGGGAAGAGUUUUAUUGAGAGCGGCGAUCUCGUAAAGCACCGGCGCAUUCACACUGGAGAGAAACCGUAUCGGUGUUCAGACUGCGGGAAGAGCUUUACACAGAAAAGCAACCUCGGAAAACACCUGCGCGUUCACUCCGGAGAGAAACCAUACCGCUGCUCAGAGUGCGGAAAUGCUUUUACGCAAGGAACCGAUCUCCGAGUGCACCAAUGCAUUCACACGGGAGAGAAACCAUAUCACUGCUCACAAUGCGGAAACCGGUUCAUUAGCCGGAGCUGUCUCCUGCAACACCAGCGCGUUCACACGGGAGAGAAACCGUAUCAGUGCUCACAAUGUGUCAAGAGGUUCAGCGAGAGACGAAACCUUGUACAGCACCUGCAAAUCCACAAAAUAGAGAAACCAUAUCAGUGUUCACACUGCGGGAUGAGUUUUAACAGACAGAGCAAUCUCCAGCAACACCGGCGCGUUCACACCGGAGAUAAACCGCAUGGGUGUUCCGACUGCGGGAAGAGGUUUAACCGAGAGGACGCUCUGCGGGAGCACCAACACGUCCACACGGGACAGAAACCCUAUUACUGUUCAGCAUGUGGGAAGAGUUUCACUCGGCAUGGAGCUUCACUGCGUUCUGCUGGAAACAUCAAGAUGAGUGGUGUUCUGUCUUCUCCUGGUGCCCACUUUCCAAUCAAUUACAAAUUUACCUCCACGCGACCUUCAAAAGAUCUGACUCGGACCACGGUGGAAGAGAUCAAAUGCGAGGAUGUGGAACCUACAGAGAGCUCCACCAGCCAGCAGUGGACGCUGGGGACGUUCCUCGCGAACACCUCGUUCAGAUUUAUGCAGAAGGAGAUCCACCAGUGCGCGCAGUGCGGGAAGAGCUUCAGCCAGAAGAGCAACCUGAACCAGCACCGGCGUAUCCACUCGGGGGAGAAACCAUACCAGUGCUCGCACUGCGGGAAGAGCUUCAACCAGAAGAGCAACCUCAAACAGCAUGAGCGCAUCCACUCCGGGGAGAAGCCGUACCACUGCAGUGACUGCGGGAUGAGCUUCACGCAGAGGAGCCACCUGCAGCAGCACCAGCGCAUCCACACCGGAGAGAGACCAUACCACUGCAUGGAGUGCGGGAAGAGUUUCAGCGACCAGAGCAACCUGCAGCAGCACCAGCGCAUCCACACAGGAGAGAGACCGUUCCAGUGCUCGGCCUGCGGGAUGAGUUUCACGCAGAAGGGAAACCUUCAGAAACAUCUCCUGUUCCACACCGGGGAGAAGCCGUUCCACUGCCCGGAGUGUGGGAGGAGCUUUACACAAGCAGCCGACCUUCAGGAGCACCAACACGUUCACACCGGGGAGAAACCGUAUUACUGUUCAGCCUGCGGGAAGAGCUUCACUCGUCACAGCAGUUUCCAGCGACACCAGCACGUCCACACAGGAGAGAAGCCCCAUCACUGCACGGUGUGUGGGAAGGGUUUCACUAGACACCACAACCUGCAGAGGCACAAGCUCCUUCACACGCACGAGAUCCAGGACAUGCUGCAGUUCUCCUCAGAUAGUGUGGACGUUACUGAGGUCCGUGCGAUUUCACAGGUUUAAUCAACACUAAGGAACUAUAACUUUUUCUCCACUUUAAGGAGAAAUGAUGCACUACAGCAGAACGUUCUUCUGGGAAAGGACGAGGAGGGACACCACGUUGGAAUACUAAUGGCUGGAAGAUGAGAUACAGAUAUUAAUCCAUUGUGGAAUGUGUGUCCAGAUACUGACGUGUUCUGCUUCAGAUCACUCUCAGAGUGAGACGACUUCCUACCUGAAGCACUUUGAUUCUACGUGUGAACUUUGGCCACACCAGAGACCUGGAGUGGCAUCAUGUGGUGCUGGGAUUUAAACCAAUGACCUUCUGAUUGGUAACCCAAAGCUUUAAUCUUUAAACCACUGCUGUUCCACAAUUAGACAUGGUUUAUGUCCAGCAUCAAUGUUCUCCCCACUAGAACUGAGAAAAACUAUAUGUUCAAAAGUUUGGACACCUGAUCAAAGAUUGCUAUGUGCUUUUUAAACAUCUCCUUCCAUAGUUGCUGUUAUAAUGAGCUCCACUCUUCUGGAAAGAUGUUUCGCUAGAUUUUUGUGCCGAUUCAUUCAGUUACAAGACUGUUAGUAAAGUCAGGUAGUGAUUUAGGUGAGAAGGUGAGAAGGCCUGGGGUGCAGUCAGUGUGCUGGCUUUGUGCACAGGGGCAUUGCCAUGCUGAAGCAGGUUUGGGUCUCCUAGUUCAAGUGAAGAGAAAAAUUCAUGCUCCUGCAUAAAAGACGUCUGAUACAAUUGAACGCCUCCAAAUUUGGAGAUGAAGGAACCACAAAUCACUGGAAAAGGCAGGUGUUCCAAUAUUUUUGUCCGUAUUAUGUGAGAGGUACAGGGAGGUUUUCAGAGACGAUUCAUGCAGUGCUGGUUCAAGUGGUAAAUGACCUGCUACUGGACUCUGAUCAGGGUCAUGUCUCCUUGCUGGUGUUGCUGGAUCUUACUAUUAUUUUACUAUUGAUCAUAGCAUUUGUAGCAACUCUCGGUACGAGGGGGUGAACAUGGUGCACAUGAAGUGGGGUGUGACGUGUAGCAGACGUGGGGAAAAAGGGGAAGUGUUCACCGGUGCUGCCUUUCUGCCGUCCUUCUCCAAAGCGGUGAGGAGCUGCCACGCUGAUUACCUUCUCCGUGCCCUCCUUCCACGUGUCUCUGCUUUCCACAACAGUAGUGCUGAACUGCCGCUGUCCGUUCAGCACUACACCGACAGUGGUGUUCAGAGCAGUUUCUCUUUUUUGGGCGUCGUCACAAUGCGCACGCACGCACACACACACACACACACACACACACACACACACACACACACACAUGUAUAGACAGUACCUUACAAAAGUGAGUGCACCCCUCACAUUUCAGCAACUAUUUUAGUAUAUAUUCUAAAGGGACAAAACUAUAAAAAUUAAACGUGGAUAUAUUUUAGAGUAUCAGUGUGCGGUUUGUGUAUCAGUAUUGAUUUACUGUGCUCUAAAAAUAACAAUAAUUAACAUUAUUGUCUAAAUAACUGAAAACAAAAGUGAGUCCACCCUCAGUGAUAACAGCUGUACGUCGUGUAAACGUGCAAAGUCACAUGUUCACUUCAAGUUUUUGUCUGCUUGACAGAAUCAUACAAACGUGUGUAUCUUGUAUUUGAGCACUUAUAAUUUGGUGCUUUGAGUCGAUUGUCUCAUAUUGACCACUGGAUGUUCUACAUGUUCUCUCAUUGCUUCAGGAAUGAGAGAAUAAACUGUGUGAGCCCUUCAGUGUCGUACUUUUCCUUUAGUGUCCCAUUACACUGCAGCUUAAUCAGUCUUAGAUUUAAUUCCUUAAUUACAGCCACAUUCGCUCCACAGAGAGGACACACAGGUUUACCAGCAGUGUCAGUAAACAUCUACUCAGCCUUCCAUCGGUAUCAGAAUCCACUUUUCUCUUCGCCACUGUGAGGCGCUGUUUUACAAUAACUGUACAAUAGGGUUAAAUACAUCAACAGAAGCUCGACUUGAUUGACGCUGGAAUGUUCUCACACACAAUAUUCACACUAAACACAGUUUUAACAUGUUCACUGAGGGUGGACUCACUUUAGUCUCCAGUGAUUUACACAAUAAUGUCUGUGUGUUAUUUUUAGAGGACAGUAAAACUGUACUGCUACACAAACUACACAUUCACUACUCUAAAUAUCUCCAGCUUUCAGUUCUACACUUUUGUCUCUUGAGAAGAUCCUACAAUGGCUGCUGAAAUGUGAGGGGUUCACUCUAUACUGUAGGUAUAAUUUAUAUAUAUAU